AUAAUUCAAUAUGCGGCACCUUCUUCUUUACGUUCGGUUUACGCGAAACCCCUUUUCAUCACUUAAAUAAGCUUUUCUUGUAUCGUUGCGAUAGGAGUACGUUACGCUGGUUAACUCGCCUUUAUUUUAUCCCCUACCAUGACUUUGUGCUCUUUGCAAUGUUGUAAUUGUAGUACGUAAGUGUGAAGCAUCACACAAUUGUAAAACAAGUUGAUUUUAUUCCAAUCGCUUACGCUAAAGAUGCCAUUUAAGCAAGCCUUCGGCGAGCACGUUAAAAAAUACAGUUAAAGCUGUAAGGAAUACAUAUUCAGCACUGGAUAGCAGUAGUACUGACGCAAGCAAAAAUGCUUCCAAAACGUGACGACGCGCACCGUUGCCUCCGAGCUGCCGAGCUGCUAUUCUAUUGACACAGCCGGUUUGCCUUUUCGGGGCGGUUUUCUAAACCAUCUUAGGUUAAAAACGCUUCAAAUACAACCAUUUAUCAAUAAACAAACCAUUCGUUAAUGAACUUCGGGCGGUAGUGUGUGCGUUCGCUUUCCCUGCCCGUUGAUCAAAUUGUCGUCGUCGCGUGUGUUUCGAAAUCGUUCUUAUCGUACGUGGACAAAAAGCGAAGUUCUCGUUGCGUUGCGGACAGAGAUGGCACCGUACGUGGUGCUUUCGGUGCUAGUGCUAAGUGUAACGCCACUGUUUCUGCCACCCACCGAUGCGAUCGUGCGCGGUGAACGUGUCCGCCAGCGGGGCAUGUUUCCGUUUGCCGUUUCGUUACAGCUGGCCGAUGCAAACUGGACACACUUCUGUGGCGGUACGCAUCUGGGCGAGGGCUGGAUACUAACUGCGGCGCACUGCAUCAUACCGCUGAGAAAGGGCAAUCUAACGCAAAUGGUGGCGGUAAUUGGAGGCGCCAGUCUGGACGAUAGCACUGUCGAACGUUUACCCAUCGUUGAGACGCACCUGCUGGAUAGUUACAAUCCCGUAACGAUGGUAGGCGAUAUCGCAUUGCUUCGGGCAGCGUUACCAACGACACCGAGCAGCAAGCCGGAAGGCGAUACACAGUCGACGUUACGCUUACCGAACGACACCUACCGUACGGCCGCUAACGGUGAGCUGUGUUACAUCUUCGGCUAUGGGUCCGGCUCGUACGAUGGGCCGAUCAGCCGAACGCUCCACUACGGUACGGUGCUGGCCCUCGAGCUGGACCGAUGCAUUGGAAUGAUGGGAGCGGUCGUAGCGCCACCAACCGACUCUGGAAUGUUUUGUGCCAUCGGGCGGUCCGAUGCUUGCAAGGGUGAUUCCGGCGGAGGCUACGUGUGCCAGCGCCCACCGUCCACGCAGUUUGUGCUGCGCGGCGUCAUCUCGUACGGGGUCGGCUGUGGGGCACCGGGAACGCCCGGCGUCUACACCGACGUUGCCUACUAUCUGAGCCAUUUUCCGAUCGGUCCGACCGUGUGACCGGUUCGGCUUAAAGUAAAGU
Anopheles arabiensis is the source of this 1471-nucleotide messenger RNA. Its product is annotated as serine protease 56-like. Lineage: Eukaryota; Metazoa; Arthropoda; Insecta; Diptera; Culicidae. The coding region runs from base 637 to 1449 and encodes 270 amino acids. The record is from RefSeq and is a predicted model, not a curated record. The transcript has 4 exons. Gene Ontology annotation, biological process: proteolysis. Gene Ontology annotation, molecular function: serine-type endopeptidase activity.